Miscanthus lutarioriparius is the source of this 270-nucleotide messenger RNA. The record is from the annotation of a GenBank genome assembly. NCBI's taxonomy places the organism in Eukaryota, Viridiplantae, Streptophyta, Magnoliopsida, Poales, Poaceae.
AUGAGGUCGUCGUCGACGGCUGCAGCAGUGGUUCUUGUCCUCGCAGUCGUCGUCCUCGCCUCCGGCGGUGUUGUUGGCGCGGCGGCGCGGCCGGUGGUGGGGCUGGGGCAGCAGAGCGGCGGCAGCGGCUCCGGCAAUCGCGUCGUCGUCGCGGUGGAGUUGGCGUCGGGCACGGAUUCCUCAGCGCAGCCGUCCAACUGCACCUACGGGAACAACGUCGGCGGCGUGUGCUCUCCCUUUCCUCCCAGCACUUCCGGCGUUGGGCACUAG